Messenger RNA from Gryllus bimaculatus (two-spotted cricket), 5049 nucleotides. The record is from the annotation of a GenBank genome assembly. Lineage: Eukaryota; Metazoa; Arthropoda; Insecta; Orthoptera; Gryllidae.
GUGAGCGGGGGCGGCUGUGUUCCGGGUGGCAAUCGCGUUUGGCGCGCGGGCGCUAGGGCUUCGCAGAUCGAUGGCAGGGGCGCGGGGCGGUGGAGGCUAAGCCAAACACUCGCGCGCGGAGGAACGUUAUGCAAACGCCUUCGCAGCCUCCGGGCCGCGUGCCGCCCGUCCAGCGGAUUUGGGACGCGGCGACGGCACGAGGCGCCACGCCACCCGGGGUGGAACUCGCGCAGUGUGUGUGUGCGCACGCGGCGACCUACCUUGAUUUUCUCGUACGUCGUUGACAGCUCCAAGCGGUGCACGAAGGGGUUGAGCAGAUCCGCCCCCAUGCUCAGGUCGUCGUCGGCGUGAAGCUUUCCGUUCAUCGUGAGCGGCGAGGCAGAAGCCACACGCGAACGAAAGAGGACCGCGCUGCGCACUCCACUUAGCACAUCGCCGCUGAGGGGCGCGAGCGGCGGGGCGGCCGCUGGACGUGCGACCGGUCGCGGAAGAUGCGCGGGAGGCUCUGCCUGACAGCCAGCAGCUGGGGCGCCGCCGCCGCCGCCGCUUCGCGCUUUCCCUGUGCAGGGCGCAGCACCGGCGCGCCUGGCCUCGUGGCCCCCCGGAACGCGCGUGGGUGACAUGAUAGGAGCGACAUGCCGGAAACUUGAUACUGCAAUCGAACGGUUUUGACUUCACGCUUUUGACGGAUAGUGUAAUAUUACCCAGGAAGGACAACGGACGUUUGUUUGACCCAUCCUUCAUAUUUCAACGCGGGCAUUCAUUUUUUGUUGCCGGAUUGGUCAUAACGUUACGUCAACUUUGUUGGGUGCCGAAUUAUUUUGAGUUUGUUAAUGUACUGUCAUGCAAAUUGUAUGCUCCCUUUUCGGUAAAGACCUCAAUAUUGUUGUAUCGAUCUAUGUAAACGUGUGACGAAAGACUGGGCAAGCUUGUAAACAUUGUGUUUACAUGUACAUAACCUCUUUUCACAUUUUGUAACAUUCAACAUGGAUUCAUUACUGAAAAACUUACGGUCUUUUUUCAUACAUGUCCAUGCGUUCCCAAUGAAAUGGCAACUAGAAUUGCGGAAAGCGGAGGAGUAUGUAACAGCGUUAUCUAAUCAAGCAGAACAGUUACGAUAUGUUAACGCGGUUCCUGAGGAUGAUAAGGAAAUUGAAUUGAUGCAAUUAAGAGAUUUCAAAUCUCUUCUUUUGGCCAAAAUUCAUGCAGGUGCAGAAGAAGAGUUGGAAAGUGCUCAGAAAAUUCUCCAUGAGUGUGCAGAGAUGGUGCUGGAGAUGAAGGGCCGCCUGAGCAACCUGGAGCAAGCUGUGAGUGCCAUCGAUUGGGCCAAGGAAGAGCAGCUGACGCUGAAGGGCUCUGCCACGCUGCCGCCAGUGCUGCAGCUCCUGGAGUGGGCUGAAGACUUUUGGAGGUUUUACCACGUGCAAUAUUUGCAAUUUUCAUGUGCUUUGACAGCACUUCAGUUGGAGGAAGAAUCGUCUGUUGAAGCCCUGCAAGCAGCUGUCAAACCCAAGGCCGAGUUACCUUCCUCAUUGCAAUGGGCGCUGGCGCUGACGUUGCCGCUGCUGGCCGAGGCGCCCACGGCGGCCGCCGCCCUCGCCCUCGCCCCAUCGCCCGCGCGCUCCCCACACAGCCCCGCGCCCGCCCGCGUGCGCGAGCACCUCUAACGCCCCUCCCUCGGCCCGCGCACCCAGCAUGGCCUCACAAUACGGACUUCUGAGGUGGCGGCGGCUGAGGCGCCAUGGCCAACACGGCGCAUCUGGUGCGGCGCCAGAGCUCGCAGAACCUCAACCCGCAGCGCUCGCUCGACCGCCUCGAGAUGAAGGAGCUGCGCGGCCGCCUCGUGGUGGAGAACGGCGCUUCCUCGGCCGGCUACGGCGCCACCAACGUGGCCUUCGACGACAGCAGCCCUGGCGCCAAGACGGGGACCAAGCUGGGCUCUGGCGAGGGCAAGGCGGUGUUCCGGCCGGAGGCGGGCGAGGACGAGCGCGAGUCGUGGGACAGCAAGCUCACCUUCCUGCUGGCCACCGUGGGCUACGCCGUGGGGCUGGGCAACGUGUGGCGCUUCCCGUACCUGGCGCAGAAGAACGGAGGCGGCGCUUUCCUCAUCCCGUACUUCGUGAUGCUGGCCAUCGAGGGCAUCCCCAUCUUCUACCUGGAGCUGGCCAUCGGGCAGCGCCUGCGCAAGGGCGCCAUCGGCGUCUGGAACCAGGUGUCGCCCUUCCUGGGCGGCAUCGGCAUCAGCUCCGCCGUCGUCUCCUUCAACGUGGCGCUCUACUACAACACCAUCAUCGCCUGGUGCCUCUUCUACUUCGUGCAGAGCUUCCAGGCGGAGCUGCCCUGGUCGCGCUGCCCCAACCGCUACUGGGACAACGGCUCGUACACCGAGGAGCCCGAGUGCAAGGUGAGCAGCCCCACGCAGUACUUCUGGUACCGCUCCACGCUGAUGGUGUCGGAGGACAUCAACUCGCCCGAGCAGUUCAACUGGAAGAUCGCGCUGGCGCUGCUGGUGGCCUGGGUGCUCGUCUACAUGUGCAUGAUCAAGGGCAUCGCCUCUUCGGGCAAGGUGGUGUACGUGACGGCCACCUUCCCCUACAUCGUGCUCAUCAUCUUCUUCUUCCGCGGCGUCACCCUCAAGGGCAUGGGCGACGGCCUGCGCCACCUCUUCACCCCCAAGUGGUGGACGCUGGCCGACCCGGUGGUGUGGCUGGAGGCGGGCACGCAGAUCUUCUUCUCGCUGGGGCUGGCCUUCGGCGGGCUCAUCGCCUUCUCCUCCUACAACCCCGUCAACAACAACUGCUACCGCGACGCCAUCAUGGUCUCGCUCACCAACUGCUUCACCUCCAUGUUCGCCGGCAUCGUCGUCUUCUCCAUCAUCGGGUUCAAGGCCACCAUGAUCCACGAGCGCUGCCUGGCGGACCGCAACAGCACGCUGCUGGCCCUGCAGGCGGACCCCACCGCCAACCUCACGGUGCCCGAGUGCGACCUGGAGAAGGAACUCGACAACAAAAUUUCUUCAUAUGGUCGCGAUUGGCAGCUAUUCACGUCUGCGUCGGGCACCGGCCUGGCGUUCAUCAUCUUCACGGAGGCCAUCAACCAGUUCCCCGGCGCGCAGUUCUGGUCCAUCCUCUUCUUCCUGAUGCUCUUCACGCUGGGCAUCGACUCGCAGUUCGGCACGCUCGAGGGCGUCGUCACCUCCAUCGUCGACAUGAAGCUCUUCCCCAACCUGCGCAAGGAGCUGCUUACCGGUGGCAUCUGCCUCGUGUGCUGUCUGCUGUCCAUGAGCUUCGCGCACGGCGCCGGCAGCUACGUGUUCGUGCUGUUCGAUAACUUCAGCGGCAACUUCCCGCUGCUCAUUAUCGCCUUCUUCGAGUUCGCCGACGACAUCGAGCUGAUGACAGGGCGGCGGCCGGGGCUGUACUGGCUGGUGUGCUGGAAGUACCUGUCGCCGCUGGCCAUGCUGUCCAUCCUGGUGGCGAGUUUCGUGGAGAUCGCGGUGGACGGCAGCGGCUACCCGGCGUGGGUGGCGGCGCGCGGCGACACGGAGCGCCACGCGUGGCCCGUGUGGGCGCUCGUGCUCAUCGCCGUACUGGUGCUCAUGUCCGUGCUCUGGAUCCCCGUCGUCGCCAUCGCCAGGGCGUUCGGGUACGUGAUCGUGGACGACAACGACCAGGCGUGGUUCCCGGCCGACGACCUGCGCGACUUCCACGGCAUCGUGCCUCACUCGGUGACGGCGGCCGAGAAGGUGCUGUUCUGCAUCCACGAGGACGGCUCGGAGGGGCUGUGCUGCCCCACGGGCGCGCCCGACGAGGACGAGGACACCUAGUGGGGCCCCGCGCCCCCGCCCUCCGCCCUCCCCCGCUCUCGCGGCGCUAGCUGGCAGGCCGAAGUGGCAGCGUAUGGCAGGGGGCUGGGGGAGGGCGGGCGAGGGUGGGCAGGGAGGGAGGGGAGUUGUUUCUUCAGCGUACGGAGGAGUUGCAGGCGGGAGCAUCUCGCCCCAGGAAAGGCUCCCGCCCAAACGAGUUAAUAUCCAUGUCAAUACCAGGAGAUGUAAGCAGAUCUGCGUAACAGGGUUACAAAAUAGUGCAAAUAGACGUAGCAAAGGCAACGGGCCAGCACCCCGCCAGCACCGCAACGCAUCCGCCGCUCGCUACCCGCCACAUAUCCCGCGCACUGCGCAUAUACCAAGCUGCGCAGCGCUCACUUCGUCCCCUCUUUCCUUCCCUCCUCCACACUGAGCCUCCCUCCCCCUCCCCUCCCCCGCCCCAUCGGCACCGGCCGCCACGCCGCCGUCUCGGUCUCUUCUGAGGCAGCGUUUCUCACUUCUAAUUUCCGGCUCCACACAAGACUGCUUUAUUGCCAUUUUCACUAAUGAAGGUUUCUCAAAAAAAGAUCUGAAAUAAGAAAUAAAAUUUCACUUUAUACAGAGUGUUCAAUAAUUUUUUUGUUUACAGAAAAAUGUACUAAACUAAAACUAGCUAAUACAUACUAUUUAUUAGCUAGAUUUAUAUAACAUUCAAUAACGUGAAAAAUGUUAUUUCUCAUGAAAAGACGAUAUUUUCUGUACACUUGUACAUUUGUGCAAUUCUUGCCGAGACAUCAUUUUGCUUAGUUUUUUAAAGUUGUAUGGAUGUUAAUUUAGAAACGAUAUUCCACAGUCGAAACAAUGAAGUUACUAAAGUACCUUUCAGAGUUGUCAAUUAUUUUUCCCUAAUUAAUCACACCUUUUUCAUUAAUUUUGUCGGUAUUAGAUUGCGCCAAAAAGUCGUGGAUUAUUAUAUAAAAGACUCGUCGUCAUUCCUCAGUGCUUCGGCGAUGUGGCCCUGUGCCGCGGUGUCCCUCUCCACCACCCCCCCACCACCCGUCCCACCUGCCCGCUACCUGCGUGCGCGGCGCGUCGCGUCCACCAUAUCCCCUCGAUCUUCCAGAGCAGCGGCGGCGGCGGCGGCGAGCGGGCAGCCCACAGGGGCCAGCGACGCCCCCGCCCCCGCCACGCCCGCCCGCCCCCCUCACGCGAGGGGGCACUCCGAGUGUCUCAGAAGAAGCUAC